AAGAGAGAGCGCGAGACGAGUGCUGCGGCUCUGUCAGAACCGAGUCGCGCGGAUGAAGCACCGGUCACCUUCAGAACAGCAUCACGGGAAGCAGCCGCGGGUCGGUGUCCCCACCGCGGCCGCCUCAGCCUCACCGCAGAGCGACAUGGAGGACAAACCGACGUUCACUCCGCGCGAGCUCACCCAAAACCCAUUGAAGAAGAUAUGGAUGCCAAAUAAACACGGCCUCCCUGAAAAACACAUUUCUCAUCGAAUGGUAUGCAUGACCAACUGUCCAACUCUGAUCGUGACUGUGGGCCUCCCUGCACGAGGAAAAACCUACAUCUCAAAGAAGCUGACCCGCUAUCUGAACUGGAUCGGAGUGCCGACCAGGGAGUUCAAUGUUGGACAAUAUCGAAGAGAGUUCCUGAAGAUCUACAAGUCCUUUGAGUUUUUCCGUCCAGACAAUGAGGAAGGGUUAAAGAUCAGGAGGCAGUGUGCUUCAGCCGCUCUAAAUGAUGUGCGACAGUAUUUAACAGAAGAAGGAGGCCAAGUAGCUGUGUUUGAUGCAACAAACACAACCAGAGAAAGAAGGGACACCAUUCUGGAGUUUGCAGAACAGAACGGCUUUAAGGCCUUUUUCGUAGAGUCAGUGUGUGAAGAUCCAGAAGUCAUCCAGGAAAACAUAGUUCAAGUAAAGCUGGGAAGCCCUGACUACACAAACUGCAACACAGAAGAAGCAGUGGAGGAUUUCAUGAAGAGGAUAAAAUGUUAUGAAAACUCUUAUGAGACGCUGGAUGAGGUUUUAGACAGGGAUCUUUCUUUCAUCAAAAUUAUGGAUGUAGGCCAGCGCUACUUGGUUAACAGAGUGCUGGACCACAUCCAGAGCCGGAUUGUCUACUACCUCAUGAACAUCCACAUUACGCCGCGCUCCAUCUACCUUUGUCGCCACGGCGAGAGUGAGCUUAACGUAAAGGGUCGGAUCGGAGGAGACUCCGGUCUGACGCCGAGGGGAAAAGAGUUUGCUAAGAAGCUGAACCAGUUUAUCCAGACACAGAACAUAAGUGAACUGAAGGUAUGGACCAGUCAGAUGAAGAGAACCAUCCAGACAGCAGAGGCCCUCAAUGUUCCCUAUGAGCAGUGGAAGGUGCUCAAUGAGAUUGACGCGGGUGUGUGUGAAGAGAUGAUGUAUGAGGAGAUCCAGGGAAAUUAUCCUCUGGAGUUCGCCUUAAGGGACCAGGACAAAUACCGCUAUCGCUAUCCAAAAGGAGAGUCGUACGAGGACUUGGUGCAGCGCUUGGAGCCAGUCAUCAUGGAGCUGGAGAGGCAGGAGAACGUGCUGGUCAUCUGUCACCAGGCUGUCAUGAGGUGUCUGUUGGCUUACUUUCUGGACAAGACAGCAGAGGAGCUGCCAUACCUGAAGUGCCCUCUGCACACCGUGUUGAAGCUGACACCUGUUGCCUACGGCUGUAAAGUGGAGUCCAUCAGCCUGAAUGUGGAGGCAGUCAACACGCACAGAGAGAAACCUGAGAACGUAGAAGUGACACGGAUGUCAGAGGAGGCUUUGAUUACUGUGCCAGCUCACCAGUGAGGCAGUUAGCCCUCCUCAACAUCCUCAAACUUUUCCUCUUUUAGCCAUAAUUACGCACAAUGAACCCUUAGGACGCACAAAAUGUACAAUCCAAAAUCCUUGAUUGAACCUCCUUCCUUUGGUCUUGUCUUCUGUUUUUUCUUUUUUUCCCACUUUUAUCUGAAGACAUGAUUAUGGUGGUAUUUAACUGGAUACCAGCUAUUAUUAUUAUUGUUAUUUUUAAACCUACCAUGAAUGUUGUCAUGUUCACGCUCCCAUUUUUGGAGAAUGAACGAAAACCUAAUGAGGGUAUUUUUAAAAAUGACUCUGCACUCCAAACCAUGAAGCAAUGAAGCUCCAGCACCUUGUCUGAAGAAGCACCUUUUACCUUUAUACACUUUCAAAUUUUAUUCAUUGAUCUAACUUUUUUUAGUAGUGCCUCAGUUUUAACUAAACUCUAAUCUGUCUACACAAUUAAAAUAAAAUGUGCCUAACAAUAAUUUAUUAGUAUGUGAAAGUGUUAAUUUAAAAAUUGCUGUAUAUAGUUGUAUUUGACACAAUGUGAAAGAUAUUACAGUAUAUUAAAACAUAUGUUUGCUGUUUCUGAAUAAAAUUCAACCAAGCAUUAACUGAUCCAUACCAAACUUUCCUUGUGCUUCAUUUAAAGAUGAAAUGUUUAAUCGAUAGCCACUUUGAGUCAAAAUGCUAUAAAAAAAAUACAUGCACCAUCACAGAACAAACAGCACUGUUGUGUAGAUUAAAAAAUAUUUGUUAUAUAGACUUGCUGUAUGAUUUAAUCCAGAGGUCAGAAUUUGUAAACAAUGUCAAGACCCAGUAUUUUAUGAAAGUAAUUUAUAAGUUCCCCUGAAAAUAUCCUAAGAUGUUCCACAAGGAUGUUUUAGUUCACACUUUUUGUAUUUUACUGUUCAUUUUUUCUCUUUAUGAAACAAGCUAUUUAGUCUGAAACAAAGUAGUCUGAUGAUGCUCCAACAUGCGGCUUCUAUAAGGGGCCUCACUGAUUAAAUGAGUAAACAGGAUUUCCAAAUUACACUACUUUGAAAUAAAAAAUUAAAAAAACAAUGAAAACUACCCUUCAAUUGAUACCUUCCACAGAUUAAAUUCCUCUUUCAUUUUUUGAGCACACAGGGCUGAUAUUUCCUGUUUAUUGAUAUGCAAGGUUCCUUUGGGGUUGAAUAACAGCACCGUCACCCAGCCUGAACAGAAAUAGAGCUA
Cyprinodon variegatus (sheepshead minnow) is the source of this 2782-nucleotide messenger RNA. RefSeq names its product 6-phosphofructo-2-kinase/fructose-2,6-bisphosphatase 4-like. Gene Ontology annotation, cellular component: cytosol. Bases 53 to 1570 code for a protein of 505 amino acids. The transcript has 14 exons. Gene Ontology annotation, molecular function: fructose-2,6-bisphosphate 2-phosphatase activity; 6-phosphofructo-2-kinase activity; ATP binding. Gene Ontology annotation, biological process: fructose metabolic process; fructose 2,6-bisphosphate metabolic process. The record is from RefSeq and is a predicted model, not a curated record. Lineage: Eukaryota; Metazoa; Chordata; Actinopteri; Cyprinodontiformes; Cyprinodontidae.